Cannabis sativa is the source of this 890-nucleotide messenger RNA. RefSeq names its product transcription factor MYB73-like. The record is from RefSeq and is a predicted model, not a curated record. NCBI's taxonomy places the organism in Eukaryota, Viridiplantae, Streptophyta, Magnoliopsida, Rosales, Cannabaceae. Gene Ontology annotation, molecular function: DNA-binding transcription factor activity, RNA polymerase II-specific; RNA polymerase II cis-regulatory region sequence-specific DNA binding. The transcript has a single exon. Bases 208 to 576 code for a protein of 122 amino acids. Gene Ontology annotation, cellular component: nucleus. Gene Ontology annotation, biological process: regulation of DNA-templated transcription.
GUUAAAUUUAAUUUUGUUUUUACUUUUUAAUGGUUACAUUUUUAUUGUAACCAUCACAUUUUACUAUUAAAUGGUUUUGAUUAAAUAGUCACCCUUUCUUUUACUAGAAUUAUUAGUGGUACAAUUCCUGGAAGAUCUGGUAAAUCUUGUCGUCUACGAUGGUGUAAUUAGCUCUCUCCUAAGGUUAAACACCUUCCGUUUACCGCUAUGGAGGAUCAGAUCAUAAUCGACGCCCAUUCAAAACACGGUAACAAGUGGGCCACCAUUGCUAGGCUUCUCGAAGGUCGUACGAACAACGCAAUCAAGAAUCACUGGAACUCGACUUUGAAGAGAAAGUGUUUGUCGUCGGAAAACGAUGACGGCGACGACAAUGAAACAUCGAAUCCACCUAGGAAAAGGUUUGCCGGUGUCGCCGGUGGCGGCGGCGAUCGUCCGGUGUCGGUACAGGGAAACUCUUGUAGCUCAGGCGGUAGCGAAUUUGGAUCGGAUGAUGCUUGUGAUGUAAUUUUGAACGGGCCAAACUUUUUUCCGGUUUAUUCUCAACAGCUCUUGAAUCGAUCCGUUGACUCAUCAUGACUUGAUUUUACACUACUACUUUUCGUAGUAAAGAUUACUGGAGUAUUAAUUAUUGGAUUUCCAUCAAGACAAUAACCAAUUCCAGUAAAAGCCCUAAAGUAGGAAUUAUCCAUUUUCAUCUUGUUCUUUUUUAGAUGAUUAAUACAAAUAAUUUGACAACGAUUCUUGAUGAUCAUGUCAGCUUCUUCAUUAACUUCCUUUUUCUCAAUGUUAUCCUUUCUAUUACUCUUUAUAUCAAAAUUUGAAUUGUUUGAUUGCUUUCUCUUCGUCAUGGUAAUUUUUUUUUAAUAAAACUAAAAAUAAAUAUAACUAUA